UGCCCGAACGGAACCUGGGGAGCUAUUUUUAUUCCAUCGAAUCCUGAAGUGAGGUGUUGGGGGGGAUAAGGCUGCUUUCCCAGGGAUUUAUUUCAUGGGGAUGUGUUCACGGCAAGAGAGGAUUCAGAAGGAUAUAGACAUCGUCAUCCAAAAGUGCAAGGCGGAGAGGGACUGCCUGUUUUCAGAUUUCAGAUACUCGGAUUCCACCUUCACAUUCACCUACCUAGGCGGCUCCAAAAGUGUUGCAUAUUCAGUUCAUGUCUCUGAGGAUUAUCCAGAUAACACUUAUGUAUCAAGUUCUGAAAAUGAAGAAGAUGUGUUAGUAACAACAGAACCAAUCCCUGUCAUUUUUCAUAGAAUUAAUGAGUUGAGAAAGUCCAACGAUGUCAGCAACUGCUUAUCCAUAAAGUCAAAACUGCAGAAAGAGAAUGGAGAGGAAUCCAGACACAGCAGCGCAGUGGAAGAAGAUUCUGAAGGGGACAAUGACUCUGAAGAAUUUUAUUACGGAGGGCAGGUGAGCUAUGAUGGAGAACUUCAUAAGCACCCACAGCUGGAGGCUGACCUUGCAGCGGUGAGAGAAAUCUAUGGGUCCAAUGCUGUAUCUCUCAGGGAAUAUGGAGCAAUCGAUGAUGUGGAUAUUGAUCUACAUGUUGAUGUUAGCUUCCUUGAUGAAGAGAUUGCUGUGGCGUGGGAUGUGAUCCGUACAGAGCCUAUUGUGGUGCGUCUGCAUUGUUCUCUAACACAGUAUUUAAAUGGCCCAGUGCCAACAGUUGACGUGUUUCAGAUUUCCACUAAGGAAAAAUUUGGGUUGGGGCAUCAAUUGAAAAAAAUAAUGCAGACAUUUGUGACACAGCAAUGGAAGCAGAGCAAGGAAAAAUCAAAUUGUUCGCACAAGAAAGUGUCAGAUAAGAAGGUGAAAUCCCCUCUGCACAUUUUUUCUACGCUGCGCAGGUCGCCAAGCUAUCCCCCUCCUGGAUGUGGGAAAAGCAAAGUAAAACUAAAAUCUGAGCAAGAUGGCAUCUCAAAAACCCAUAAAUUGUUGAGGAGAACUUGCUCUAGCACAGUGAAGGCUGAAGACAUGUGUAACACAAAAUCUCACAGGAACUUUGGCCGUUCUUUGUCUAGUGACCCUAGGGCUGAACAAACUAUGAGUUUGAAAUCACACAAACUCUUGAAUCGUCAAUGCUCCACAGCCAUUAAGCAAGAUGACUGCAUAUCACUAAAGCAACAUAAACUGCUAAGUCGUUCUUGUUCUGGAGAUCCCAGAUGUGAGCACAACAGCACCUUGAAGCCCCAUAAACUUUUAAGCAGGUCUUACUCUAGUAACCUUCGUAUGGAGGAAUUAGAUGGACUCAAGAACCACAAACUACUCAGCAAAACCUAUUCCAGUGUCCCCAAAUCAUCAAAAAUGGACCUUUUGAAAGAACCUAUAGCAGAGGGCAGGAGGCUCUCUCUUACCUCAGGGCUGAUUGGUAUCUUAACGCCAGCUACGUCUUCACAACCCACUCCAAACAAUGGUGCAAAAAUUGUUCCAGCACGAGGUCAUGGAUUUCUUGUCCAGACCAUUGAGUUUGCUGAACAGAGAAUCCCUGUGCUGAAUGAAUACUGUGUGGUUUGUGAUGAACCCCAUGUCUUUCAAAACGGACCAAUGCUGAGGCCCACCGUGUGUGAACGGGAACUGUGUGUAUUUGCUUUCCAGACGCUGGGUGUCAUGAAUGAAGCUGCAGAUGAAAUAGCAACUGGAGCUCAGGUGGUAGAUCUCCUUGUUUCGAUGUGUCGAUCUGCUUUGGAAUCUCCAAGGAAGGUUGUCAUUUUUGAGCCAUAUCCUUCGGUGGUGGACCCCAAUGACCCUCAGACCCUGGCCUUUAAUCCAAGAAAGAAGAAUUACGACAGAGUUAUGAAAGCACUGGAUAGUAUCACAUCCAUCAGAGAGAUGACUCAAGCACCUUAUUUGGAAAUUAAGAAACAAAUGGACAAGCAAGAUCCCUUAGCCCAUCCGUUGCUGCAAUGGGUAAUUUCAAGUAAUAGAUCACACAUAGUGAAACUGCCAGUUAACAGGCAACUGAAAUUUAUGCACACCCCGCACCAGUUCCUACUUCUCAGCAGUCCACCAGCCAAAGAAUCCAAUUUUAGAGCUGCUAAGAAACUUUUUGGGAGCACAUUUGCAUUUCAUGGCUCGCACAUUGAAAACUGGCACUCGAUACUGAGGAACGGCUUAGUCGUUGCUUCCAAUACAAGACUGCAGCUUCAUGGUGCCAUGUACGGAAGUGGAAUAUAUCUUAGUCCUUUAUCAAGCAUAUCAUUUGGUUACUCAGGGAUGAAUAAGAAGCAGCAGAAAGUAUCGGCUAAGGACGAUCCUCCAUCAAGUAGUAAGAGCAGCAGUACCAUACAGUCACAGAAAAAAGGACAACAAUCCCAAUUUUUGCAAAGCCGUAACUUGAAAUGUAUAGCCUUAUGUGAAGUGAUCACUUCACCAGAACUGCACAAACAUGGGGAGAUCUGGGUUGUUCCCAAUACUGAUCACGUCUGUACAAGGUUCUUUUUUGUAUACGAAGACGGACAAGUGGGUGACACAAGUAUUAACACACAGGAGCCAAGCAUCCAUAAAGAAAUUCUUCGAGUCAUUGGCAACCAGACAGCGACUGGUUAACUAUUGGAAAUUGGUGUGAUGUGGGGGGGCCUUUAUUAUCAGUCUCAAAGCUGGACUUUGUACUGAAAAAAGAACAGACUCCACGAAAUUUUAAAAGGCCGAUCACACUUCAAACCAUUUUUAAUUCAUAUCUUCAGUGUUUUACUUAAACAAGACAUAUGAAUAUGUCAUUGCAACAGAACUAGCAUAAACGUGUUGUGUUAAGAAAAAAACACGACAAAAAGGGGUGAAAUAAAAGAAGUAAGAGGUUUGUGAUCAGAAAUUAGAUUCUGUUCCAGUUCCUAACUUCGGGCUAGUACUUUCUACUGAUAUAACUAUGGUUUUCCUUGCAAUAAAUACAAUUAUCAAGUGUUUUAUGGGCUUUUUAUGUUAAAGUUAUUUGGAAUAUGGAAACAUUAUUGUAUUGUGUGCUGUGUUUAUCUGGAGGUUAGAUACACAUGUUCAGCAUUGGUAUUGAUUUUAGAAUUUUCUAAACACGAAUCUUUUUUUUUCUUAUAAAGCAAAUAGCAGAAGACAAAAAAAAAAUGUAAUAAUAAAUCUCUAUGGAAAUUGAUACCUAAAGAACGCUGGAUCUUUUAAUCAAACUUUUCUAUUUUUUUUAAAUCCUUAUCUAGUAUGUGACAUGGAAAAUCCAGAAACGAUUUCCAAUGCGAAUUUAGGAACAUUAUAGAAAUUGGAAUUUUUCUUUC
Molecule: messenger RNA, 3339 nt
Organism: Spea bombifrons (plains spadefoot toad)
Lineage: Eukaryota; Metazoa; Chordata; Amphibia; Anura; Pelobatidae
Gene: PARP8
Product: poly(ADP-ribose) polymerase family member 8
Exons: 26
Coding region: 95-2650 (851 amino acids)
Biological process (GO): endoplasmic reticulum unfolded protein response
Cellular component (GO): nuclear envelope; intracellular anatomical structure; membrane
Molecular function (GO): NAD+ poly-ADP-ribosyltransferase activity; protein serine/threonine kinase activator activity; kinase binding
Source: RefSeq, a predicted model, not a curated record